Molecule: messenger RNA, 490 nt
Organism: Saccoglossus kowalevskii
Lineage: Eukaryota; Metazoa; Hemichordata; Enteropneusta; Harrimaniidae
Biological process (GO): cytoplasmic translational elongation
Cellular component (GO): ribosome; cytosolic large ribosomal subunit
Molecular function (GO): structural constituent of ribosome
Source: RefSeq, a predicted model, not a curated record
AUUUUAGAAUCACGAUUACUUGCGUGAUCACGUUUCGUGUCUAGGAAAGACUUAAAAAUGCGUUACGUGGCCGCAUAUCUCCUCGCCGUCCUCGGUGGAAACGCAAACCCUACUUCCAAAGAUAUAAAGAAGAUAUUGGACAGUGUGGGCAUUGAAGCAGAUGAUGAAAAGUUGGACAAAGUUAUUAGUGAAUUGAGUGGGAAAGAUGUUCAGGAAGUUCUAGCAGCAGGAAAGCAAAAGCUGGCUUCUGUUCCGUCUGGUGGUGCCGUUGCUGGAGGUGGUGCUGCUGCUGCUGCAGAAGAAAAAGUGGAAGAGAAAGAAGAGAAAAAGAAAGAAGAAUCCGAGGAGGAGUCCGAUGAUGAUAUGGGCUUUGGUCUAUUUGACUAGAUUAUAAAAAUUAAUUUGCAACUUCAGUUCAGCAAAAAAGGCUGCAUUAUUUUUGUUCCUUAUAACAUCAUAGGUUCAAUAAAAGACCGAAUGUAAUAUUAUU